AUGGCAUCUUCUCAUGUCAUGUCACCUCCCCAGAAUUCUAGAGCUACGCGCUCAUCUUUGGCCUGUCUACCGUGUCGCUCGCGACACCUGAAAUGCGACGGAAAGCGACCAGUUUGCGCCCGUUGCUCUGAAUCUGACCAACAAUGCCACUAUGCUCGAUCGCGUCGCGGCGGUUUAGAUCGCGCGGCGUUGGCAGAGCGUCGCAAACGACUUUCGGGCGUCGAUACCACUGAUACCGAGCCGGUUACAAUCGCAGGCAACUGGAGCCCACAAAGGAUCGUGGGAGUUCAAGGCGAGCUGGAUCUCACGUCACAAUUCAUCGAGGCAAACUUCGACAAAGGCGGGGGUCUGCUCGAUGGGGUAGGGUUUGGCAAUACGACCUCCAAUGUCGACUCACCAGGAUCUGCGACCUCUUUUCAGGUCCAAAUGAGCAACAUAGAGAAGGACCCACUGGUGCAUUCUUACUACAAGAGCUUCCAUCGAUUCCACCCUCUUCUCCUACCCCGACGCCACAUGACUAGACACUACCAAAAUCCGAACCACCACCUGAGCCUGAAACCGCUGAUCGCAGCCAUGCGCCUCAUUGGAUAUAUUUACAACUUUCGGGAAUGGUCAUCCGCAUUGCAAGACCACGUGGAAACAUGUCUAGCCCAGGCCAUGCCGUCAGAUCCAGUCUUGGUCCAGGUUCGGCUAUUAUACUCUGUGGCCCUGUUUUGGUACGACCAUAAAAAGCAGGCUAAAGCCGAAAUAAACGAUGCAAUACGACUCGCCCUAGAUUUGCAGAUGCACCAUGAAGAGUUUGCGGUCAAAAAUGGGGCCGAGGAUCCUGUAGUCAGCGAGAGCUGGCGACGAACAUGGUGGAUGCUGUACACUGUGGAUGCAUAUUAUGCAGGGACCCUGGGAACGAUGGAGUUUCAAGUGAUGGAGGUCGAUGCAACCGUCGGGCUGCCUUGUGAAGAGCAGGAAUACGAGUCGGGAGUGAUACCCGAACCAAAGACGGUGCAAGAAUUCGAUUGUCGAGAGUUUUCUUCUGAGGAUACCGUAUUCUCAUCGUUCGCGUAUCUCAUCGGUGCUGUAAAAUGCACGGCUAUGGCGAUAUCCUCGGCCCCCAAAAUCGCGGCAAAAGAGGACUCGUUACAUGUCAUUCAGGCCGCCGACUCAGCCCUCGAUGGAUGGCUGCUCUUUUUGCCAAAGGACCGCAAGCAAGUGAUGACCAAGACUGGCGAAAUCGACGAACUGAUGUUUCAAGCGCAUUUACUCAUACAUGUCUCAAGUAUCGGCAUCCACAGACCACUCUCAGAUCUAAAAUUCAACCCCGUUGAAAAUAUCUCAAGCUGCGCUCGAGAGCCACCUGCCGAUAACCCUACCCCGGAGCUGAUUAAUGUCCAUACUGUUCGAGUCAUGCGAGCAGCUGAGGCGCAGAUUCGCCUUCUAGCGUUGCCGGUUCGACCAUUUUACCACUCUCCCUUCACAACAUGCAUGAUCAGCGAGGGUACGUUGGCGCUCUUAUCUGCCUGUCAUUUCCUGCUGAAAGGGCCCAAGCUGGCUAUUGCAAGAGAUCAAAUUCGGAUGACUAUUGGUUGCCUCAAGACAUUGGCCGAAAUGUGGCCAAGAUCUGCGAGAAAUGUUCGCGAGAUUCAAACUAUUGCUCACCACGUGCUAGGGCUGGGGUCCAAAUCCACAAGCAUGAAUGGAACUCCUUGUUCCAGUGACCUGCCCAAUCUAUCCGGCGGCAAUGGCCAGGGAAGCCUGGGGUCGGAGGGCGAAGCCUCGAGCAACGACACUGAUAUGCUUCCUCUUUUAGGUUCUAUCGAUGAUCUAUGUGGGUGGUACAAUAUUGGUGAUCUGGGCACCGAGUUUGCAUGGGAUAUGAAUAACGCAUCAUGA
Penicillium manginii is the source of this 1887-nucleotide messenger RNA. RefSeq lists its product as uncharacterized. The transcript has 3 exons. Lineage: Eukaryota; Fungi; Ascomycota; Eurotiomycetes; Eurotiales; Aspergillaceae. The record is from RefSeq and is a predicted model, not a curated record. The coding region runs from base 1 to 1887 and encodes 628 amino acids. Gene Ontology annotation, biological process: DNA-templated transcription; regulation of DNA-templated transcription. Gene Ontology annotation, molecular function: DNA binding; zinc ion binding; DNA-binding transcription factor activity, RNA polymerase II-specific.